Drosophila obscura is the source of this 1710-nucleotide messenger RNA. RefSeq names its product solute carrier family 17 member 9 (gene MFS18). Gene Ontology annotation, biological process: transmembrane transport. Bases 252 to 1568 code for a protein of 438 amino acids. Lineage: Eukaryota; Metazoa; Arthropoda; Insecta; Diptera; Drosophilidae. Gene Ontology annotation, molecular function: transmembrane transporter activity. The record is from RefSeq and is a predicted model, not a curated record. The transcript is spliced from 3 exons.
CUUGCUAUAACCAGCUGCUGCUGCUGCUGCGUGAAAAAUAGCCACGUAAAAAACAGAGUCGAUACAAAACUAAAGAAAUUGUUUCAACGAAACUGAAUGAAAGUAAACAACGCAGCCCAAUAUUGGAACAUGCCACAGCGGCAAGCGGCACAGCAGUUGGCAGCAGGUGAAAUGUGUGACGUUAAUGGCCAGCAAGAGCAUUUGGCAUAGAUGAAGAAACGGACACCAAACAGCUUAUUAUUAUAAACAACAUGGAUGAGAAACUAAAGUAUUCGCUGUUGCGUGGUGAGCUGGUGGACACGCAAAGCAUAUGGACAAGGCACGAGAAACGCGUUUGGUUCAUCACACUGAUAACGGGCACAUGCAUGCUGUACUCGACGCGCACAACCAUGCCACUGCUGGUGCCGGCGGUGGCAGCCGCACAAAAGUGGAGCAAAACCGAUUCGGGCACCGUUCUCAGUUCGUUCUUUUGGGGCUACACCCUGACGCAGGUGGUGGGCGGUUACUUCAGUGAUCGCUUUGGUGGCCAAAGGGUUAUACUGUUUGCAGCCAUUGGCUGGUCACUCAUCACAUUCCUGAUGCCGACGAUCAUCUGGUCGGCGGGUUCGAUCAAGAGCUAUGCCAUACCCUUGAUUGUGGCCAUACGCAUACUGAACGGCGCCUUUCAGGGCGUACAUUUUCCCAGCAUGAUCAGUCUGACCAGCCAGAACCUGUGCCCGAACGAGCGCAGCAGCUUCUUUGGCCUGCUGACUGCUGGCUCGGCCUUGGGCACCCUGCUCACGGGCAUUAUGGGCUCCUUUCUGCUCGAUUACUUUGGCUGGUCGUAUGUGUUCCGUGUAAUUGGCCUGAUGGGCAUCGCUUGGGCGUUGGUCUUGCGCUACUAUGCCAUGGCAGGAGAGCGGAAUCGAAUCAUCAACAUUGCCACACCCUCGCGACUGUGCUCAAACAGAACGCCAGCGGAGACGGCUGUGCCCUGGCUGCGCUACUUCAGUCGGCUAUCCUUUUGGGCCUGCGUACUGACGCAUGCCUGCGAGAUGAAUUGCUUCUUUGUGCUGCUCUCGUGGCUGCCCACCUACUUCCACGAUGGCUUUCCGCACGCCAAGGGCUGGGUGGUCAACAUGAUACCCUGGCUGGCCCUGCCCCCAUGCACACUGUUCGCCAAGUACUUGACUACGCGGCUGCUGGCACGCGAAUGGCACACCACCACGGUGAGGAAGUUCAUCCAGAGCUGUUGCUUUGCCGCCCAGAAUCUGGCGCUGUUUGUGAUGAGUCGCACAUCGGAUUUCCACACGGCGCUGAUUUGCAUGACCAUCAUCAUUGGCGGCACGGGCUUCCACAACAAUGCGGUGACGGUGAAUCCCCAGGAUCUGGCGCCGCUCCACUCGGGCAGCGUUUUUGGCCUGAUGAACACGGUGGGCGCCAUACCCGGCUUCCUCGGCGUCUAUCUGGCGGGCCACAUACUGGAGCUGACCCAGAGCUGGCCAAUGGUUUUCAGCGCAGCGGCUGGCAUUAAUCUAGUGGGUUGGAUCAUAUUUCUGGUCUUUGGCUCCGCGGAGGCCAUUGUUUAGGGUCAACGCGCUCAACGGACGUUUUUCUACGCAUUGUCAGGAAAGAAAUUUUAAUUUUUUAUUAUUUAUGUAUAUAAGGCCCAUAGUGUUAAGUAGCGAAAUCCUACGGCUCCUACGGCGUGAUAAAUAUUUAAAAAAACUC